Messenger RNA from Fonsecaea erecta, 1656 nucleotides. RefSeq lists its product as hypothetical. The record is from RefSeq and is a predicted model, not a curated record. The coding region runs from base 1 to 1656 and encodes 551 amino acids. NCBI's taxonomy places the organism in Eukaryota, Fungi, Ascomycota, Eurotiomycetes, Chaetothyriales, Herpotrichiellaceae. The transcript is spliced from 4 exons.
AUGUCGACAGAAGAGAUGUCCAUCGAAGCGGCGCACGACCCGCGCCUCACCACGACAGCGUUCGAGGGCGCGAAAAAGCUUCAUAUCUCCGCUGAGGAAGCCGCCUUGAUGGUCAAAGGGUCUAUGCAGUUUCCCAAAAGCUACCAUGUCUGGGGUCUCACGAUUCCGGCGUACAGCCAUCCUCGCGUUCAGGUCGUACUCUUGGGAUGCGUCAUUUUCAUGACUGCAGGUAUCUACCAGGUCAUCACUGCUCUGGGUGGUGCCGGGCAGCAAAGUGCGCAGCUUGCCGACUCGGCUAGUAUCACACUGUUCUCCGUCUUCAUGGGCUUCACCUUGUUGGCCCCGCCGGUAUUGAACUACUUCGGAAUCCGCCUCACUCUUGGAGUCGGCAGCUUGGGGUACGCAGCUUAUUCCGCCAGUCUUUGGUGCUACAACCAUACUGGUAACCAGCCAUUUGUCAUCUUUGGAGGCGCGUGGUGCGGUUUUUCAGCUGCCUUCCUCUGGGUCGCCGAGCGAGUCGGGCCUGUCGCAUACGCAUCCGAGGACCAAAAGGGGUUUUAUGUUGCGAUCUUCUGGACGGUCUACCAGAUCGGCACUAUGUUGGGUGCAGCUAUCCCUGUGGGACAAAACUGGAACGCUGGAGUCAACAACCACUCCACGGUGACUGACGGAACAUACAUUGGUCUCUUCAUCAUCAUGCUUUGCGGAGCAGGCGUCUCAUUCUUGUUGCUUCCCAUGGACAAAGUGGUCCGUGAGGACGGAACUAGAGUAGCAUUGCCGGUGAGUUUUGUCUGCAUUAUCUGCAUUAUCUUCGCGUUGCUAGGGCUUCCAAAAUUCAUCAUUCCAGAGUUACUGACUUUCGCCGAACAGCCUGCGCUGUCAUUCAAGGAACAAAUCAAAGCCUGCGCCAAAGUAGUCAAGCAUAACUACUGGAUUAUGCUGGUUUGGCCCUACUCGUUCUCAGUCUACUAUUACGUCGUAUACCAAGCCAACCGGUACAACGGACUAGUGUUCACAGUCCGCGCACGAGCUUUGAAUAGCUUGAUGAAUUGCUUCAUGGCCAUCCUGGCCGGUUGGGUCAUGUCUCUAAUCACGGACAGACUGCCGUUCAAGCGACGACAGCGCGCGUACUGCGGACUGUUCUUCAACUGGUUUCUCGUCAACGCAGUCUGGCUCGGUGGCUACUUUGCCAUGAGAGAGACAGUCUCUGGCCUCACCGAGUCUGAGAAGCUGGACGUCUAUUCCCCGGGCUACGGCGCAAAGGCAUUCUUGUUCGUCAUGUACGGAUACAUGGACGGAAGCUAUAUUACAUAUCUUUCGUGGUUCUUCGGCGCUCUUUCCAACGACGUCAAGGUGCUCUCCGUCUUUGUUUCAAUGUUGACGUUCUGGUCCUCGGCUUGCCAGAUCGUUGCUUAUACUUUGGAUUACCACCACGUUAGCACCAGAUUCAUGUUUGGAAGUGCCUGGUUUUGCAUGGCCAUUGGUCCUCCAUUCCUCUUCCCAAUCAUCAAGUACUGGAUGAAAGAUACCUCCGUUCUCACUCUGGAAGUGCUCAACGGCACGGUACCAAGUGUGGACGAAAAGACUAGCGAUGCUCUACCGACCGAGAAAGGUAUCUCGGCCACAACGACCGUAGACAUGUUCGAGGGUAAGUAA